Messenger RNA from Knipowitschia caucasica, 2475 nucleotides. The record is from the annotation of a GenBank genome assembly. Lineage: Eukaryota; Metazoa; Chordata; Actinopteri; Gobiiformes; Gobiidae.
AUGUCUGCUCAAGUAGAACCAGCAUUUCCCCUCGACUCUCUGCUUUCAAUCAGGGACAUCACAGAGCUCGCCGAGUCUCUGGACAGAUACCUGGAAACGCGCAGUUACCUCUGCGGGUUCAGCCCCUCCCUUGUGGACCGCCGCACCGCUAAACUCUUGACCUCCCCCCCUCCCUCGCGACUCAAGCACGUCCUCCGCUGGUACAGGCACAUAAUUGCACUGCCACCAGAAGGAUACUCGGGGCAGGAAGCAGACGGCCCCAAAGGGAAGCGCGUGCAGCCGCUGUGGUCGGCUCCUGAAGGCACCGCGGUCCCCCAGCUCAGACUCUACAACAGCCUCACCAGGACUAAGGAGGUGUUUGUUCCACAGAAGGACAACAAGGUGACGUGGUACAGCUGUGGUCCCACGGUGUACGACGCCUCUCACAUGGGACACGCCAGGUCCUACAUUUCUUUUGACAUUCUGAGGAGGAUCUUGAAGGACUACUUCAAAUAUGACCUGCUCUACUGCAUGAACAUCACAGACAUCGAUGACAAGAUCAUCAAACGAGCACGGCAGAACUUCCUCCUGGAGCAGUACAGAGACAGACAGCCUUCAGCAGCACAGAUCCUGCUGGAUGUGAGGAGUGCUCACGGGCCGUUCCAGUCCGUUCUGGCCUCUACCACUGACCCAGACAAGAAGCAGAUGUUGGAGAGACUGGAUGUCGCUGUCACUGCUGCGCUCCUGCCACUAGAGGCAGCUGUGAGCAACAAGGCCCCAGACACAGAGCUGCUUCCACUUGCACAGACAUUGCUGGAGAGCUCAAAGGACCUGCUUUCUGAUUGGUUGGACAAACAGUUUGGCAGCACGGUCACAGAAAACUCCAUCUUCUCCACUUUACCCAAACACUGGGAGGGAGAGUACCACAGGGACAUGGACGCUCUCAACGUCCUCCCCCCAGAUGUGCUGACUCGGGUCAGUGAGUAUGUCCCAGAGAUUGUGGAGUUUGUCCAGAAAAUCGUCAAAAAUGGCUAUGGAUAUGAAUCAAAUGGCUCGGUGUAUUUUGAUACGGCAAAGUUUGAUGGCAGUCCUCUUCACUCCUACGCCAAACUGGUGCCAGAGGCAGUGGGCGACCUGAAGACCCUACAGGAGGGAGAGGGAGACCUGAGCAUCUCCGCAGACAGAUUGAGUGAGAAGAAGUCUCAGAAUGACUUUGCCCUGUGGAAGGCCUCCAAACCCGGGGAGCCGUCCUGGGACUCGCCCUGGGGAAAGGGCCGUCCGGGCUGGCACAUUGAGUGCUCUGCGAUGGCUGGGACCAUCCUGGGGGAAUCCAUGGACAUCCACGGAGGAGGCUUUGACUUGCGCUUCCCUCACCACGACAACGAGCUGGCACAGUCCGAAGCGUACUUUGAGAACGACCACUGGGUGCGAUACUUCCUGCAUACAGGGCAUUUGACCAUCGCCGGCUGCAAGAUGUCCAAAUCUCUGAAGAACUUCAUCACCAUCAAAGAUGCUCUUGCUAAGAACACAGCUCGUCAGCUACGGCUCGCCUUCCUGAUGCACGCAUGGAAGGACACUCUGGACUAUUCCCCCAACACCAUGGAGUCAGCCGUGCAGUACGAGAGGUUCAUGAACGAGUUUUUCUUGAACGUAAAAGACGUCCUUCGAGCGCCCACUGACAUUACCGGUCGCUUUGAGAAGUGGGAGGAGCCAGAAGUCGAGCUCAACAACAGCUUCUACAUGCGUAAGCGGCUGAUACAUGAGGCCCUGUGUGAUAACAUGGACACACGUUCGGCUCUGGAUGAGAUGAGAGUCCUGGUGGGACUCGCCAACAGCUACAUGGCCAACCGCAAGAGCUGCAAGCUGAGGCCCAACCGACUGCUACUGGAGAGCCUGGCCACCUACCUCACAUCCAUGCUCAAGGUAUUUGGAGCCAUCGAAGGAUCAGAGCCCAUCGGUUUCCCAGUGGGAGGACAGGCUCCGAAAGGGGAUCUGGAGAGCACAGUGAUGCCGUAUCUCGGAGUCUUGUCAGAUUUCCGAGAGGAAGUUCGGAAAAUUGCCAGAGAAAAAAAAGUGACAGAGUUGCUGCAGCUCUGUGACGUGGUGCGGGACGACACUUUACCAGAACUUGGUGUCAGACUUGAAGACCACGAAGGUCUGCCCACUGUGGUGAAGCUGGUCGACCGAGAAACGCUGCUGAAGGAGAAGGAGGAGAAGAAACAGUUGGAAGAAGAGAAGAAGAGGAAGAAGGAAGAGGCGGCAAAAAAGAAACAAGAGCAGCAGAUGGCUCUUCUGGCAAAGAUGAAGAUCCCUCCAUCACAGAUGUUCCGCUCCGAGACUGACAAAUAUUCAACAUUUGAUGAAACGGGCUUUCCAACCCAUGAUGCCGAAGGGAAGGAGCUGAGCAAAGGCCAGGCCAAAAAACUGAGGAAACUCUACGAGAAUCAAGAAAAACUGCACAAGGAUUAUCUGCAGACGAACCAGAAUGAAAACUGA